GGUAGAUUUAAUAUAGAGCACACACAUAUUCAACAGAUUUUCUCUGAAUUUUUCGACUUUCUCGUGUGACAGUUUAUAUCUAGUCUUUACCGUCGGUUUAUCGGGGGUUCUUCCAUUCAAGGAACACGGAAUGAACAGGUAGUUUUUUUUUUAUCAGAAAAAAAUGUAUAGUUAGCGUUAGGCACCAAUUUGUCUCUCUCAGUUUGGAAAGCUAGCUACCACCAGCAUCGACCCUUUCAGCAACAUUUCCCAUCACUGGAAACCAGCAAUGCAGAAGACAUGACGACAAAGCAAACAGCCUCGUCCUUCUGUCAGUGAUCGUGUUUAGUUAUCUCCUGUGUGUCGGUCGUCCUCGUCGACGAAAUGAAUUUCUUGCGCAAUCGUCUUGUUGUUUUGGGCCUGGUGUUGCUGGCCACGUUACUGCUGUACCUGCUGCUGCCAUCCAUUCGCCAGGGCAGCAUGGAACCAUCUCUUGAGGCUCAAAGACUGGGGCUGAUGGCCACUCCUCCUCCUCCACUUCCAACCAUCAACGUGUCUGUACGCACCGGACAGCUGCCCGGGGACCCGCCACUGUUCUUCCGAGAGGCUUUACCCAUUGAUGGGGCUGGACGACAGAUACUGCCGAGGCUGCAAGUGGUCCUUCUCCACGGCCAGGCCUUCACAUCCAAAACCUGGGAAGAACUCGGCACCAUGGCCCUGCUGGCAACUAAUGGAUAUCAGGCCUUAGCGAUGGACCUGCCAGGGUAUGGAAAAUCCCCGGACUCAGAAGCUCUGAAGACUGACCAGAAUCGAGUGGACCUCCUUUCAAGAUUCAUGGAGUCUUUGGGUGUCAGGGCAGCUGUGCUUUUGAGCCCCUCCAUGAGUGGACAUUACUCCAUCCCCUUCUUCAUGAAGAACAGCGCUCAGCUACAUGGCUUCAUUCCCAUAGCCCCAGUUGGUACCCGAAACUACACUCCACAGCAGUACCAAAAUAUUCAGACUCCCACUCUUAUUGUGUUUGGAGCCCUGGACACAAAUCUGGGUGCCCAGUCCCACAAGAACCUCUUACAACUUCCACAUCACUUCGUGCUCAAGUUGGAAGGAGCUCGCCAUGCCUGCUACAUGGACAAACCCAGAGAAUUUCACCAGGGAUUGAUCGACUUCCUCAGCAAAUUGAAAUGAAAUGCAUUGCAGGGGAAGACGGUAGAAAGACAGAAACAGAAUAAAGACAAGGGAAUACAGAAAGAGGAACACUAGUCCUGUGAUCAGUGGUUUAGUGUGGUGACAGUUCUGCUAAAAUGUACUAAGAUCAGCAUCAUUCACAUAUUAUCAUCACAUGUAGAUCAUUGGCAUGGGAAUAGGUUUUCUUACAUGGAAAAUGGCAUGUAAAAUUGUGUAGUGACCGUUAACAAUACAAUAUUUCAGUUGUUGCCUUUAUAAAAUUUUUUCAAUUUUCCAUAAUGUCACCCAAAAACACAAAACUAGUUCAGCUCAGCUUAUUUUAAAAAAUAGCAUCAGACGUGUAUAGUGGUGAGUUUUGUUUCAUGUGUUUCAUGUCUCUAUUUGCAUGUAAAAACAUGGAAUGUUUUUGCUUAACAGUUGCCAUUUUUGUAGGUGACAUGUAGGUUAUUGUAAAUAUGCAAAUGUAGCAGGUUCCUGUGUUGACAUAGCUUUUGUUCGCUUUACAUUUGACAAACAGAUUUGUAUAUUAAGAUCUGGUAACCAUUCCAACUUACAGGCAAACACAACAAAAGCUGUUCACAACAAAAGCAAACAGAACUGAUACACACUGUAAUAAAAAAAUGUAUGAAAGAAUAUGGACCAUUUAAAAUGAAAAAAAAAUGUUACAUUUAUUUGUAUAACGAUGAUAAAGUUAUAUGUAAUAUAUUUGCAAUAAGUUUGGACAAUCAUGCAAAAAACAAACCUAAAAUAAGAUAUGUGCAUAGCUUAAAAUAAAAACAAAA
Seriola dumerili (greater amberjack) is the source of this 1943-nucleotide messenger RNA. It is a transcript of the gene abhd14a, whose product is annotated as abhydrolase domain containing 14A. The record is from RefSeq and is a predicted model, not a curated record. NCBI's taxonomy places the organism in Eukaryota, Metazoa, Chordata, Actinopteri, Carangiformes, Carangidae. Gene Ontology annotation, cellular component: cytoplasm. The transcript is spliced from 5 exons. The coding region runs from base 364 to 1161 and encodes 265 amino acids.